UUUAUUGUUCCUCGGAGUAAUUUUGUAACAAAAAAAAAAGAAAAUAAUAACAAAAUACUUUUUUUUUUCUAUAAAUUUUACUGUUGAUUCGAUGUUUUAAAAACACAUUUUAUGAUAGUGAAUAAAUAUAGUUGACAAUACGUAAGUGAUUAUUUUUUCUUGAUAAAUUGCUCCCGAGCUGUCAAACUUUGAGGUUACGUUCAUUAUGGAUAAUCCAAAUAAGGAGGAUCAAAGUCAAGAUGAAUCCGAUUCCGAAGUGGAUGAAAUUGAACCACGUCUCAAAUAUGUGAGAAUGAGAAAUCAUUUGGAAAAUAUUCUUCAAAGAGAUGCCGCAAGUUGCAUUGCAGUUCAUCCAAAAUUUUUGUGCAUUGGCUCACAUUGGGGCGCAAUUCAUUUAUUGGAUCAUCAAGGAAAUGCCGUGGAAUUUAAAACAUUUCAAGCGCAUUCAGUUGCAGUGAAUCAAAUUUCAAUUGAUCAAAAUGGCGAUUAUAUUGCAUCGUGCAGCGAUGAUGGCCGUGUUUUUAUUAUUAGCCUUUAUAAUUCAGAGAAUACACAAAAUAUGUGUACAGGACGUUUAGUUAAAUGCAUUGCAAUUGAUCCAAAUUAUUAUAAAACUAAUAAUACCAAACGAUUUAUAACUGGUGAUGAUAAAUUGUCGCUCUAUGAAAAAAGUUUUUUAUCACGAAUGAAGCCAACAAUUCUUUGCGAAGCUGAAGGCGGUGUACUUGCAACAGCUUGGACGGGACAAUUUGUUGCUUGGGCAUCAACAACGGGCGUUCGUGUUUAUGAUUUAAAUAGUCGUUGUUCCCUGGGACUUUUUACAUGGCCACGAUCACCAGAAAUCAUUCCAGAACAUUAUCGUUGCAAUUUACGUUGGUCGGACGAUAGAACACUUUUGAUUGGUUGGGUGGAUACAGUGAGAAUUUGUCAAAUUAAAAAACGUUCCUCAUUGGAAAUGGCAAAUCGUGAUUUACCCGAAUACGUCGUCGAUCCGGUUUCAACAUUUCAAGUUGAUUUCUAUAUAUCGGGCAUUGCGCCCUUAGAAAAUCAACUUGUUCUUCUUGGUUGUUCAAAAAUUCUCGAUGAUGAGGGCAAAAGUUUACGACCAACAUUACAUAUUGUCGAACCAAAAUAUCAAGAUUUUAUCACAAUUUGUGUGAAUUCUUUAACACUUCGCGGUUACAAGGAAUAUAGUUGUAACGAUUAUCAUUUGGAUUGUCUCAUUGAAGAAAAUAGGUUUUUCAUUGUCAGUCCAAAAGAUUUAGUUGUCGCAAGUCUUUAUGACGCUGACGAUCGUAUUCAAUGGCUAUUGGAGCAUAGAAAAUUUGAAAAAGCCCUCGAGGCAGUUACAAUAAAUAAUGGUAAAGAUUGUAAACAUACGCAAACUGAUGUCGGACGAGUUUAUUUAGAUCAUUUAUUGGCGUGUGAAAAAUAUGAAAAAGCCGGUAAACUUUGUCUCACAAUUCUUGGACAAAAUAAAAAACUCUGGGAAGAAGAGGUUUAUAAAUUUGCCCGCGUACAUCAAUUACGUUCAAUAUCCGCCUAUUUACCACGUGGCGAUAUAACUCUUGAUCCAUUAAUUUAUGAAAUGGUACUCUAUGAAUAUUUAAAAAUUGAUCCAAAUGGAUUUUUACAAUUAGUUAAAGAAUGGUCACCAAAACUCUAUACAGUCACGGCAGUUGUUAAUGGUGUUUUAGAACAUUUAUUAAUAAAUAAUAAUAAUAAUGCAAGAAAAAAUGUUCUUCUUGAAGCAUUGGCAAUACUUUAUAGUCACGAUGGUAAAUAUGAUAAAGCAUUGGCAAUGUAUUUAAAAUUACGACAUAAAGAUGUAUUUCAAUUAAUACAAAAACAUCAACUUUAUAAUGCCGUUUACGAUAUGAUUGAGGGUUUAAUGGAUCUUGAUGCUGAGCGUGCAAUACAAUUUUUUCUUGAUAAAGAACGUGUACCGGCUGAUAUUUGUGUACAAAAAUUACAAAAUAAUCAUCGCUAUCUUUAUAUGUAUUUAGAUGCAUUGGAUAAAAAAGAUACGAAAGAUUCAAAGGGUAAAUAUCAUGGAUUACUUGUACGACUUUAUGCUGAUUAUUCGCGUGAUAAAUUACUUCCAUUAUUGAGACGUUCGGAUAAUUAUCCAAUACAACAGGCAUUAGAUAUUUGUAGUCAACGGCAAUUUUAUCCUGAAAUGGUAUUUUUAUUGGGAAGAAUUGGAAAUACAUCGGAAGCAUUGGCAUUAAUGACACGUGAAUUAAAUGAUAUGGAAAGUGCAAUUGCAUUUUGUCAAGAGCAUGACGAUGAGGAAUUAUGGAAUGAUCUUAUUAAUUAUUCAUUGGAUAAACCAGAGGCAAUAACGUUUCUUUUGCAAAAAAUUGGAACAUACGUUGAUCCAAGAUUAAUGGUACAGAGAAUAGAGCCAUCAUUAGAAAUUCCUGGUUUAAAAAAAGCAUUAGUUAAAAUGAUGUGCGAUUAUAAUCUUCAGGUAUCAGUUCAAGAGGGUUGUAAAAAAAUUCUCGCUAAUGAUUAUUUUAAUUUACACGAAAGACUUGUAAGAUGUCAUGAAAAGGGAAUUUUCGUUGACGAUGAUCAAAUAUGUGGUGCGUGUAAUAGAAAAAUAAUCAUAAGAGAACCCAAAAAUCUAGUCACAUUUUAUUGUAAGCACUCGUUUCAUGAAGACUGCUUGCCAAAUUUGGAAGUUGUGGACAAUUGUGUUAUCUGUAAUCCUCAGAAGGAAACAAAUCUUGGCAAAUGAUGAAGACACUGCAAUUUUUCAGUGACAGAGCCAAUAAUUUUUGUGCCACAAUGAAAUCCAUUGAGUUUCAUUGUUAAAAUGGAAUUAAUAAGAAAAUCAUGGCCUUGAUGACCAAUUUUUUCAAUGGCAAUUAAAUAAGUGCCGAG
Leptopilina boulardi is the source of this 2889-nucleotide messenger RNA. RefSeq names its product vacuolar protein sorting-associated protein 41 homolog (gene lt). Gene Ontology annotation, cellular component: late endosome; HOPS complex. Gene Ontology annotation, biological process: macroautophagy; protein targeting to vacuole; cellular response to starvation. The transcript has 14 exons. The record is from RefSeq and is a predicted model, not a curated record. Bases 206 to 2743 code for a protein of 845 amino acids. Lineage: Eukaryota; Metazoa; Arthropoda; Insecta; Hymenoptera; Figitidae. Gene Ontology annotation, molecular function: protein binding.